Molecule: messenger RNA, 1957 nt
Organism: Choloepus didactylus (southern two-toed sloth)
Lineage: Eukaryota; Metazoa; Chordata; Mammalia; Pilosa; Megalonychidae
Gene: ZNRF1
Product: zinc and ring finger 1
Exons: 5
Coding region: 654-1337 (227 amino acids)
Source: RefSeq, a predicted model, not a curated record
CCACGGCGGCUAGGAGCGCCGGCGAGCGCAGCCCGGGACCGCGCUGGGCGGCGCGGCUGGCGGGGCUGGCGGGGCUGGCGGCAGCUGGAGAGAGAUCGCGACACGACGCGACGGCGGCUUCCCGAGCUCCGCCAGGCCACCCAGCGCCGCAGCUCACCCGAGGCCUGGAGGGGUCCGGGCCGCCGUCCAUGGUCGCAGCGUCCUGAGGCGGGGGACGCGCCGGGUGCCCCCAGCUCUCCUCUGCCGCCUCCUCUCGGGCGGGCGGCCUCCUCCGGCGCCUCCCUGCGCCCGCCCGCUCGCCCGCCGCCUCCCUCCCUCGCUCCCCGCGGCUCCCCCGGCUUUCGGGAGCCCGGGGGCGGCCUGUGGCGUGCGGAGUCCCCGCCGGACUGCGCCUGUUUGGACCUUGAGGGGAAACAUGCGUUUGCCUUGGAUCGUUUUAAAGUCUUAGUUUGGGAUCCCCGCCCGCUUGCUUCUUCCACCGCGCGGGUUUUCUUUCUUUCUUUUUUUUUUCUUUUUCUUUUUUCCUUUUUUUCCCUCCUGGUCUCCUUUUUGACUCCCUCCCCCUUUAUGCUCGCCCAACCCUCUUCCCGCUGCUGAGAAGUGGGGGAGGGUCUCGGCCUCCAGGUUCCCUCCCCAUCGGGGCCCGGGCGAGCAUGGGGGGCAAGCAGAGCACGGCGGCCCGCUCCCGGGGCCCCUUCCCUGGGGUCUCCACCGAUGACAGCGCCGUGCCCCCCCCGGGAGGGGCGCCCCACUUUGGGCACUACCGGACGGGCGGCGGGGCCAUGGGGCUGCGCAGCCGCUCGGUUAGCUCGGUGGCGGGCAUGGGCAUGGACCCCAGCACGACCGGAGGGGUGCCCUUUGGCCUCUACACCCCCGCCUCCCGGGGGACCGGCGACUCCGAGAGGGCGCCCGGCGGCGGAGGGUCUGCGUCCGACUCCACCUAUGCCCAUGGCAAUGGUUACCAGGAGACGGGCGGCGGUCACCAUAGAGACGGGAUGCUGUACCUGGGCUCCCGAGCCUCGCUGGCGGAUGCUCUACCUCUGCACAUCGCACCUAGGUGGUUCAGCUCGCACAGUGGUUUCAAGUGCCCCAUUUGCUCCAAGUCCGUGGCUUCUGAUGAGAUGGAAAUGCACUUUAUAAUGUGUCUGAGCAAACCACGCCUCUCCUACAAUGAUGACGUGCUGACUAAAGACGCGGGUGAGUGUGUGAUCUGCCUGGAGGAGCUGCUUCAGGGUGACACGAUAGCCAGGCUGCCCUGCCUGUGCAUUUAUCACAAAAGUUGCAUAGACUCGUGGUUUGAAGUGAACAGAUCUUGUCCAGAACACCCUGCGGACUGACCCGCUGGGCUUGCUGACUCCUCUCAAAGAUUGCCGUUUGCUGCCCAGCUCUGCCCCACUCAGUGACAAGUGACCACAGCCCAGGCCCCACCCCAGCGUGGUGACGGCAUGUGAGUGCACGCGCACAGCCCUACCCUGACCCCCCUUUGGCCACUUCAUCGCCAUCCCUGCCACCCUGGUGUUUUUUCUCCAUUUUUCUGUUUUGAUUUUGCACUGUUCUCCCCUUGGGACCCUGAUAUCUUGACUUCAUUGCCAAAAAAAUAGCCCGUCGAGACCUUUCCCCUCCAUUCCCAUUUCUUCUUUUCUCCUGGUUCUGGUCAGUUCAGAGGAUCUAACAAUCACAAGUGUCCUGCAAAAAUGCCUGAACAUUUUUCUUAGACCCUUGUGGAUUUUUUUUUCCAGAAAACAAAACAAAAAAAAAAUCAUCAAAAAAUAUGUGUAGCUACCCCUGUUUUCAGGCACUCUGUUUGAGAACAUUUUAGCCAUUAAUGUUCACACGUGGCAUCAGCCUAUGCCAGAUAGGUUUCUGUAUUUAUAUAUUAAAAUACAAAAAAAAAAAACUUAUAAAAUGUAAAAAAAAAAAAAAAUGUUCAAAGCUUGGGAAAAAGCUUUCCUCAAUA